GCUGCCGUCGAGCGCGGCGCGGGGCCGGCGGGCGGGGCCGAGGGGCGGCCAUGGCGGCGGCGGGCCGGCUGCCGGGCGCCUGGGCGCUGUGGGCGCCGCUGCUCGGGGGGCUCGCGCUGCUGGCAGUCGGGCCGGCCCCGGCUCGGGCGCUGCACAACGUCACGGCCGAACUCUUCGGGGCGGAGGCCUGGGGCACCCUGGCGGCCUUCGGAGACCUCAACUCCGACAAGCAGACGGACCUCUUCGUGCUGCGGGAAAGAAAUGAUUUAAUCGUCUUUUUGGCAGACCAGAACGCACCCUAUUUUAAACCCAAAGUGAAGGUGUCCUUGAGGAACCACAGCGCCUUGGUGACGGGCGUCGUGCCCGGGGACUAUGACGGAGACUCCCAGAUGGACGUCCUCCUGACGUACCUGCCCAAAAAUCAUGCCAGCAGCGAAUUAGGAGCUGUCAUCUUCUGGGGACAGAACCAAACCUUGGACCCCAACAAUAUGACCAUACUCGAUAGGACUUUUCAAGAUGAACCUCUAAUUAUGGACUUCAAUGGUGAUUUAAUCCCCGACGUGUUUGGCAUCACGAACGGAUCCGGCCAGCCCCAGGUUCUGCUGGGAGGGAAUUUAUCGUGGCACCCCACACUGACCACUAAACGGAAAAUGCGAAUCCCACAUUCCAAUGCGUUUAUCGAUCUGACUGAAGAUUUCACGGCAGAUUUAUUCCUCACGACGUUGUCUGCCUCGGGCACCUCCCAGUUUGAGAUAUGGAAAAACGUGGACGGGAACUUCUCCUUCGGCUCUGAGCUGCAGACGCCGCAGGCCCUGGUGGUGGUCGGGCAGUCGGCCUUCGCGGACUUCGAUGGAGACGGACACACGGAUCACUUGCUCCCGGGCUGCGAGGACAGCAGCUGCCAGAGAAGCGCCAUCUACUUAGCGAGGUCCGGGACAGCGCAGUGGGUCCCGGUGCUGCAGGACUUCGGCCACAAGGGCGCGCUCUGGGGCUUCGUGCCGCCGGGGCAGGAGCCACUCCCCACGGAGAUCCCCGUUCCCAUCACCCUGCACGUGGGCGACUACAACAUGGACGGCUACCCGGACGCCCUGGCCGUGCUGAAGAACACGUCCGGGAGCAACCAGCAGGCCUUCCUGCUGGAGAACGUGCCUUGCACCAACGCGAGCUGCGAGGGCGCGCGCCGCAUGUUCAAGGUCUACUGGGAGCUGGCGGACCUGAGUCAAGUCCGAGACGCCGUGGUCGCCACCUUCUUUGACAUUUACGAAGACGGGAUCCUGGACAUCCUGGUGCUCAGCAAGGGCUACACAAGGAACGAUCUCACCAUCCACGCGCUGAAAAACAACUUCGAAGCCGAUGCUUACUUUGUUAAAGUCAUUGUUCUCAGCGGCCUCUGCUCCAACGACUGCCCGCGGAAGAUAACGCCCUUCGGCGUGAACCAGCCAGGACCCUACAUCAUGUACACGACCGUGGACGCCAACGGGCACCUGAAGAACGGGUCAGCGGGGCAGCUCAGCCAGUCGGCGCACCUGGCCCUGCAGCUGCCCUACAGCGUGCUCGGCCUGGGCCGCAGCGCCAACUUCCUGGACCACCUGUACGUGGGCAUCCCCCGGCCCUCGGGGGAGAAGGCCGUGCGGAGACAGGAGUGGACGGCCAUCAUCCCGAACUCGCAGCUCAUCGUCAUCCCCUUCCCUCACAGCGCCCCCCGCAGCUGGAGCGCCAAGCUGUACCUCACGCCCAGCAACAUCGUGCUCCUGACGGCCGUCGCGCUGGUCGGCGUCUGCGUCUUCAUCCUGGCCGUCAUCGGCGCCCUGCACUGGCAGGAGAAGAAGGCGGACGACCGGGAGAAGCGGCAGGAGGCCCACCGGUUCCACUUCGACGCCAUGUGACCCGCCCUUCGCACCGCGCCGCGGGCCGGCCUCCGCGCCAUCCGCCGGAGCGCUGCCGGUGGCUUAGAGAAGAAUUAGGGGAUUCCGAACGUAAUUUCUAACCGAUGCUGCUUUGGUGAUUCCUGGAGAGCACGCGCACAGACGCGGCGGGAACGCGCCGGGGCCUCCUCGGAGCGCAGCGCGCUGCGCGGGGGCGGGGCCCGCCGGAGCCGCUCCGCGUGGGGCGGGUCGCAUGUUCUCGGGUGUCUGCGUCUCUGCACGCUUGUCACGGCGAUGGUGGCGGGAAAGACCGUGAAUAAAGGCAUUUCCGUGAGCGGGGCAGUCCACGUCCGCUCUUCCGACGCUGCGGACGGCCCUUCCGGGGCGUUUCCUAGAGUCACCGACCGUCGCAGAGGCGGGCGGAGCGGUGAGCGGGGCCUGGCCUGGGGCCCGCCCGCCCGCCCCACCCUCCCUAACCCUCGGAGCUUGGCUGGCGUUUGACCCGGGGACCCUCCGUCCUGGUCCGUUGUGGGCGGGGCCGUGAGCACGGGUGGGCGCGGCGCGGGUGAAGGGUCCGGCUCAGGGUCCGGCUCGGAGCGGGGCUCGAGGAGAGAGCGCUGUCAUCGCUACUUUUAGAUGCUUGCUUUACACGUCUACAGCUAAUGGUCAACAGAUACAACAAACUCCAGAGAAUUUUACUUUCAGGCAUUAGGAGCUCACGUUUGGAAAACCUGAGUUCUUGGUGGGUGGCAGCUGGUAGAAGGGUUUGUUCCGAGUCCGCAGAACCUAAAACAUCACCGCAGCCCCCAGGACUGAACGCGCCCCGCACUGGCACGUGACCCCUGACCCCGUCUCGCGGUGGCGAGGGGCACCGACGUCUCCCGGGAGGCACGGCCCCGUCACCAGCGUCUGGUCAAAGCCCGCGGGGCCUGUGGUUCGCAGCCAGGCUGCAGAGCGGGUUUCGGGAGGCGCACCUCACCGGGAAGGUCCUCUGGGACGUGACUCUAAGACCUGGGGGGUGGGGGGGGGGUUUGCAACCAGUCGGCGCCAGUGCUGUCCUGCAUGCAGACGGACGUGUGGCGGCUCCGUGACGCGGACGCCGGCCGAACACGGCCUGUGACUCGUGCUGUGCUGUCCUGGCCGCCCGCUGGGGACGGCUGGUUGUCAGUGAUGGAUUGACUCUGUGUCUGAGCAUGUUAAUGUCCUCUUAAUAAAUAUUCUGUGUUGAGACCAAGUA
This is a messenger RNA of Phyllostomus hastatus (greater spear-nosed bat), 3102 nucleotides long. RefSeq names its product integrin alpha FG-GAP repeat containing 1 (gene ITFG1). Gene Ontology annotation, cellular component: plasma membrane. The transcript has 18 exons. NCBI's taxonomy places the organism in Eukaryota, Metazoa, Chordata, Mammalia, Chiroptera, Phyllostomidae. The record is from RefSeq and is a predicted model, not a curated record. Bases 51 to 1886 code for a protein of 611 amino acids.